CCCCAGUAAACGAGAAUAAAAUCGUUCGAGAAUUCCAGAAUUAUAUCCCAUAAAAAAAAUUCCAGAAUUGUAUCAUGGCCAGUGACCUAAGUGAGGUAGAAGAAGAAGAGAAGGAAACAUGGGUAACAAUGGGAUCGUACGGAGGAACAGUGAGGCAGCUGAGGGGCGCCACAAAAGGAGAAGGAGAAGGAGAAUCAUGUGCCGCUACGGCAGCUGAAGAGGAGAUUAUGUUGCUGUGGGGAAUCCAACAGCCAACUCUCUCCAGACCAAACGCAUUCGUCGCCCAAUCCUCUCUUCAACUCAAACUCGAUUCUUGUGGCCAUUCUCUCUCUAUUUUCCAGUCCCCUUCCUCCCUGAGCACGCCUGGGGUCACUGGUUCCGUCAUGUGGGACAGUGGAAUUGUAUUGGGGAAGUUUCUAGAGCAUGCUGUGGACUCGGAGUUGUUACUUCUGCAAGGCAAGAAAGUUGUUGAACUGGGCUCUGGCUGUGGUUUAGUCGGUUGCAUUGCAGCCCUUUUAGGUGCUCAAGUUGUCCUUACCGAUCUUCCUGAUAGAUUGAGGCUACUAAAAAAAAACAUUGAGGCCAAUCUGAUACAUGGAGAUGUGCGAGGUUCAGCAACAGUGAUGGAAUUACUAUGGGGAGAUGAUCCUGACCCGGAACUGAUAGAACCUCAACCUGAUUUUGUUCUAGGAUCUGAUGUAAUCUAUAGUGAGGGAGCAGUACUGGAUCUGCUGACUACCUUGCAACAACUCUGUGGGUCUGAUACAACAGUGUUCUUGGCUGGAGAACUUCGAAAUGAUGCUGUCCUUGAAUACUUCUUAGAUUGUGCAAUGGAGAAUUUCAUAAUUGGACGUCUGGAGCAGAGUCAGUGGCAUCCAGACUAUUGUAGCAGUCGCAUUGUUUUGUAUGUUCUGGUCAAGAAAGUGAUUGUGGAUGUUUAGGAAGAAAACAAAGAUCUUUCUACAAAUACCGUCCGUCGAACUCGUACGGUUGUACCAUGUAACUGAAAAUUCUCUUUAUACUGUAACAUUUGAUACCUGGCAUUCAUCUUUUGUAGUCUGAAGUUUUUAUGAUCUUCAGAAGAGGGGGGACUGGUAAGAGACUCAUUGAGGUUCUUUGCGUUUGUUUACCCGUGCAAAAACUAUCCUAUUUGUGAAGAUCAAAGACUUGAUUUA
This is a messenger RNA of Argentina anserina (silverweed cinquefoil), 1175 nucleotides long. RefSeq lists its product as uncharacterized. The record is from RefSeq and is a predicted model, not a curated record. The coding region runs from base 75 to 941 and encodes 288 amino acids. Lineage: Eukaryota; Viridiplantae; Streptophyta; Magnoliopsida; Rosales; Rosaceae. The transcript is spliced from 5 exons.